Trachymyrmex septentrionalis is the source of this 3367-nucleotide messenger RNA. It is a transcript of the gene Wnt2, whose product is annotated as protein Wnt-7b. Gene Ontology annotation, cellular component: extracellular region. Gene Ontology annotation, biological process: cell fate commitment; neuron differentiation; positive regulation of JNK cascade. Bases 2035 to 3270 code for a protein of 411 amino acids. NCBI's taxonomy places the organism in Eukaryota, Metazoa, Arthropoda, Insecta, Hymenoptera, Formicidae. The record is from RefSeq and is a predicted model, not a curated record. Gene Ontology annotation, molecular function: frizzled binding; cytokine activity. The transcript has 8 exons.
GAGAAUUUUUGUCGUCUGAAAAAAAGGUUUAUCGAUCUCUCGGAGGCGAUGACAUUUCUCUCGUGUGGAUGGACGAUGAAUAACGACGCGCAACGAACGAUACAAUCUUGAGGCGGUGACGCGUGAAGAAAGAUGACGGUUCUCGCGAACGUCGAGCUGCGGAGCGCAGGAGACGAUCUCAAUUGCUGAAAUCUGGAUCAUACUGUUGGCCGCGAGGCGAUCGAGGACAUUGCCUCGAUUUGAACGCUAAUGAAACGAACAUCGACCAGCGAUCGCCGAUGCCGGUUGCGCACUCGGAUACGAAAACCGAGGGUUGCCGAUCGUACGAAGAGGGAACGCCGGACAGGAAGUGGAGCGCAGAGGAGCUUCACAAGGGAUAUUCUUCGCGCGGCUUUGUUCGCGACGUGGUGCUCCAAGUCGACGAGGCGCGGAUUCAAAAGGACUGACACGGCGGAACAAUAAGACAACGAGACAAUAAGAACCGGUAGCCAGAGCUCCUCUCGUCGGGAGGGUGCUCUUUGAGCACUGGAAUUCUCUCUCGUUCGAGCCAGAGGCGAACGAGUAGCGCGCUCGGGCGAUUGCCGAAGAAGAAGAAGAGUAACCGCGAAGCGAACACGUCUCUUUCUCUCUCGUGACUGUCGGACGAUCGAUCACCGGUUUUUGCAGUUUACGCGAUCUCGCUGGCGCGAUCUCCGCCGGCGAAGGAGAGGAUCGUUAAGCGUUUUGCGCGCGGGGGAGUGAUGAUGAUGAACCAAGCGAUAAGUUCCCUCUGCAUCGAAAUCGUUAACGAGACGACGACGAGGAUCUCCGCGGCGAUGACAAUCGGCCGACAUUCUCGCGUGAGACGGCAAAAGAUCGUCGUUCCUCGACGAUAGCGCGUCGCGUGAGCUUGCGUAUAUCUGCGAUCUUGGGAGCUCGGAUAUAUAUUAAGUACGCCGCGUCGAUAAUGACGGUACUUCAUUAUCUUUUUAAUUGGUAUCUAUUUGCUAACGAGACCUCGCGCGCGCGAUCGUCGUUCGCUCGUUAGGAUAACCGAUCCACCGUUUCUUCUAAAGAUAAACGCGUUACCGGCUCGGGAUAGCGGACUUUCUAGAGAUCGAGUCGGUUGCCGAUCGCGCCUCUCAUUAAAGUGAAUCGAGUAAAUCUUACUUAAGGCUACAUUCCACCGAUACCGCCGGCAAUAACCGCCGUUUCGAAAAUGGACGCGGUGCACUCGCACGACGACUCCGUUACCUUCGUCAUCGCUGUGGGACUGUGACCACCCGCUGAUCGAAUUUACGGAUCGCGCGCGAGCCCUCUGCGAGGUCCGGUCUCAAUUAUCACCGAUGGAAGUACCACACCCGUGGCACACGAUACGCGAUCGAUGUGCACGAUUCGAAGAUACAUUUGCGAGAGACGAAUCGUUCAGCCGCUUAGUCAUCGUCGACGAGAAGGUGAGGACGCCGCCUUUCGGGAAAAGAAUAUUUGGAGACCGUAAACACACUCGCGCGGCACGGCACGGUACGACCGUAAAGUUUUAAAACGCGCGCAAACACUUUAAGAAUAAUCCAAAUGUUGGCUCUGCAGUUCGGCUCUUUCGCACCUGCCCGGUGCACGCGGGGCUUUGUGUUCGCUAUGAGGUGCUAACGAGAACGCAGAGUGAUUACAGUGAUUGAAAUCGCAACGAGGAACUUCUCACGACGUCGCUCGAAGCAGGUGUUGGAUAAACAUCCAAGACAUUAGACAAAAGUUUCAUGUUGUAAAAUAUCGUUGUAAAUAUCACGAUGUCCGACAACACACGAGCCUGUUGAGUGUGAGAGAGAGAGAGAGAGAGAGAGAGAGAGAGACCGUGCUCGCCGAGCGGUAACGGAGACUGCACACGCACCACGAGAUCUCACAUGAUUCGACUUGACAACGGAACAGGGUCGAUCCCAGUUCCGAACGAUCAACUUCCGGUGAGCGUCGUUCAUCCGCUGAUCGCGGAAGCGUAAAACUUUGUCGCGUGCACAUCCGCUUUUUACAUUCAAUAACAACAAGGUGAUUGUGAUGUAAGAGAUGCGUCGCGGUGAUAUCGCGACAAUCGCGAUAGCCCUUCUCAUUCUUGGGCAGAUCCAGGAGCCACAGCGAUCGAGGGUGGUCGGAGCGGUGGUGGUCGGCGCGGCUGUCUGCAGCCGCAUCCCUGGAUUGGCGAAAAGUCAACGCGAGCAGUGCAGAAAAGCGCCGCACGCGAUGCCGGCGGUGGGCGAAGGCGCCGCAUUGGGUCUGCGCGAGUGCCGGCACCAGUUCCGACAUCACCGUUGGAACUGUUCCCACGUAUCCAACGACCAGGUCUUCGGCCACGUGGUGGUAGUGGGUAGCAAAGAGGCGGCUUUUACGUACGCGAUAAGCUCGGCCGGCGUUACAUAUGCAGUGACAGCAGCUUGCAGCCGUGGCAACAUCACAGCUUGCGGUUGUGAACCGGCUGUAAGGACGAGGAAGGAAUUACCGCCGAACGGUUGGGAGUGGGGCGGUUGCAGCGCCGACGUCACGUACGGGAUGAGGUUUCUGGAUGCGAGAGAGAUCGAAGGCGAUGCUCGGAGCCUGAUGAACCUUCACAAUAAUAAAGCCGGAAGAAAGAUAGUCAAGGCUCUUCUACAAACGGAAUGCAAAUGUCACGGUGUAUCCGGAUCUUGCACCGUAAGAACGUGCUGGCGAACGUUACCCAGUUUUCGUCAGAUUGGCGAUGCGCUUAUGAAAAAAUACAGAAGAGCUAAACCCGUCAUGGCCAUUACACCACCUCCCCCACCCACAGUUCAGACCCUGGAUGCAAUGUCGCAUUCAAUGUUACCAGAAAUGGUGCCCAUAUUGGGAAACGAUGCCAAAACACAAGGCAAGCCGAACGAUUUCGCCAAAUCGCGGCACAAUCGACAGCCACUGUUGAAGAAAAUCAACAAGUCCAAGAAGUACUUAGUACUUUCGACACAGAAACGGUCGAAAGACAAAGAUGGUAGCCCAACUAUAAGCUCGAUUAUAAACCCGAAAAGAAUUCCAAAAAGAAGUGAGCUAGUUUAUCUUCAACCCUCCCCCAAUUACUGUGAGCCGGACUUGGCGCAAGGUAGCCUCGGUACACAGGGCAGAUAUUGCAAUCGUACUAGCACAGAAACCGAUGGAUGCGAUUUAAUGUGCUGCGGUCGCGGCUACAAUACACAUCAAUUCACGAGAACGUGGCAAUGCAGAUGCAAGUUUCACUGGUGUUGCCGCGUACACUGCGAGACUUGCAUGGAACGCACCGAGGAAUAUACAUGCAAAUAAUACUAUUAUCAGCGUACAAUGUGUAUAUAGAUUUGCGAAAUAGUACAUGUAAUUAUAUAAAUGUUAGACUUUAUCUUCAAGAGUAAAAAGAACGAAU